AUGGAAAGAAAAGGACCCUCAACUCUACCGUGUUCAGUUGUUAAAAGGCCCAUUCUUAACCCACUUGAAACAUCAUACACUCAUACCCGGGGCAUAACCUACCCCCGAAAAACCUCUGGCAUGAAGCUGGUCUUCACGGUCACGACCUCCGCCCUCCUGGUGACGGUCCCCGUCAUCGCCUCUCCCAUUACUCCCAACACCGCGGCCGGCGAGAAGGACACCGUCAUCGUUAGUGCCACAACCAUUUCCAACAUCAUGCAUCCUACCACUACGACUAUUAGUCUUCGACCUGAGGUAUCAGAGACUGCUGAGAAGUUCGAUAAGAACGUUAAUGAGUCUGACAAGUCUGACGAGUCCGAUUAUACCACGUCUGACUCUGAACAUGCGAUCUCUGGCAAGGAUGCCUCCUCUUCUUCCGAGUCUCACCUGAACUUCCUCACCCGCCGCAACGGUCUCCCGAAAGGGCUCCACUGCGCUCACCACGGUGCUUUGUGGUUCGCCGGCUGCAAAAACAAGGACCCCAACGAUUGCUGGUGUAACUACGUUAAGGCGUGGAGUGUCACUUGGCAUCGCGAAAGGCCUGUUCGUGAUAGCGACGGCCAACCUUACAUAAAACGGGGGUUAAAUAGAACGGUCUGCAAUGGCACGGAGAGAGGAGCGGGGAGGAUGGAGAUGAAGCAGGUGGACAAACUCAAAGCUCGUGACGGGCCCAAUGUGGUGUAG
Molecule: messenger RNA, 723 nt
Organism: Neurospora crassa OR74A
Lineage: Eukaryota; Fungi; Ascomycota; Sordariomycetes; Sordariales; Sordariaceae
Exons: 2
Coding region: 1-723 (240 amino acids)
Source: RefSeq, a predicted model, not a curated record